CAAAGUCAGACCCACUGCUGUUUUCACUCAGAUGUUUUCUCUAAAUUUGAGGUAGCACUUAUUAGAUUGCAAAGUUUUUUGGACCAAAGAUAUCAUAUUCAAGACCCUUCUUGUGGUGUGUUUUGUUAUCAAGCAAAACAGGGCCGUGAAAAUGAUGUCCAAGAAGCCAAGUUUUAGCCUUCUCUCUUAUAUGAGGUGGCCGGAGCCUGUGAGCACCAAGACCAGCAAGCCGGCACAGAAGAGAGCAGCAAAGGAGCCGGCCGUGCCCACGCCUCAGCACACCCGGAGCAAACCGGUGGGCAGCAGCGUGUCGCUCCCAAAUGUUGCUUUUGGAAGGAGUUACAGCUUCAGCAGCAGGAGGGGUGAGCUGGGGGUGUCGAGCUGCAAGGUGGGAGGGGGUCUGAAAAGAGAGUACCAGGGUGUCGGACCCCCACUAAAGCCAUCUAGACCACCUGCACGCCUCACUAGCUGCCACAGCUUCUCAUCUCUGCCCAACUCCUCCUUUCCUGCCGCACCCUUCAUGAGGACCAGCCGCUCGCUCAGCAGACUGGACCAACGCCACGCCAGAGACGAUUCUGGAUCACCAGCUCAUUUAAGAAGAAGACACCCACUGGAGAAGAAGUUUCUAAACUGUGGCCAUCUGUCGUCUUCGGAUGAGCGACUCAGGGACAAGAAAGAGCACAGCUGUGAUGAGAUGGCAGAAACCAGCAGCAUGUCGGGGAAAUCAUCGUCCUCGCCUUAUAGCCAUCAUUGCAGCAAAGUGAAGAAGCAGACUAAAGAUGGCGUCUACAACCUUUGCUCCAUGACCUCCGGCAUGAAACGCAACUGGGUUCAAGCGGUGCUGAAAAAUGUGAGAUCCAGUCCGACACGUGACAUCGCCAGCUCGCCGACCAGAGAGCGUGUGUGUGGUGAGGACUUACAAGAACUCGAAAUGAGCCCUGAAGAAUUCCCACCUCCACCGGAGGAAUUCGAGGAACUGAAGCCUCAGUUGGAUCGAGGCUCCACUCUGAGUUCUGAUUCUGCCUCCCCACUUUGCUCCAUCACCUCGUCCUCAGCCUCCCCGGCGACGUCUCCCACCAACUGCAGUCACCUACGCCUUCAGGAGGACACCGAAGAUGCUUCUUCCCACCAGGCGGCGAGAGACACAGAAACAGGAAGUGGAAGUCUCCCAUCCUUAAAUCUACUUCCUGUUAAGGAAUGCCCAGGUGACCAGCUGCAGGUGGACAAAGACUCCAGUUGUGAUGGUGUGGAGGGGGGCGACAAACUACCCUCUGGACAUCAGAUGGUGAAGGAGCUGACUGAAGAGCCCAAAGAACUCCAGAACGAUCACUCAUCAGAAGUGUCAGUUCAGGAGCUGCAGAAACUCAACCACGACCUUCACUGUGAGCUGGAGGCUCAACGGAAGAUCCAGGACCAAGCCAGGGAGUCUGAGCUACGGCGGCGGGUGGAGCUACUGGCUCAGCAGGCGCAGUUGCUGGUGUCAGGAGAUGCCGCGGCGCUGGCUCAGGUGCAGAUGGAGCAGGAGCAUCAGCGGUUUUCUGAGCAGCGAGUACAGUGGGAGCGAAGCUUAAGUUCCUUGAAGGCACAGCUUGGCAUCAGUGAAGAGCAGAGAAUGGAGGCUGAGGUUCUGUCUUCCAAACUGCAGGAGGAGUUACAGCGCCACGAUGAGGAGGCAACUGAACUGCGUGGUCAGCUUCAGGAGGUUCAGACUAAACUACAGGACAACGAGGAAGCACAGGCGGAGAAAGAGUUGCGUCUGCAGAAACAUCUCAUUCUCCUUCAGGCCAGUCAGGACAGAGAGAGGAAGAGACUGCUGGCGAACCUGUCGCAGGCGGAGCGGACGGCUGGAGAUCUUCAGGACCGUCUGGACCGAGCUGAGCAGCAGAUGGAGCGUCUAACCCACACCCAGACUCUCAGCAAAGAAAUCGAACAGGCUCAGCAGCAGCUUCAGGAGGAGCUUGGCUGCACCGUCUCUGCUGUGCAACGUCUCCGGAACGAAAAGGAGAAAGUCGACAGACGAUGUCAAGAGCUGCAGAGGCAGCUGAGGGACUCGGAAGAGGAGCUGAGGAAGGUGCGGGAGCGUUUGAAAACAGAGGAGACCCAGUACUACAACAUGGAACACUCGUACGAGACGGUCUCGGAGGAGCUGCAGCUUACUUUAGGAAAGGUGCAGCACAGGGAGGCUGAGACUCAGGAGAUGCGUGAAGGUUACGAGAGGCUCCUGGAUAGGAAGGACCAGGAGCUCAGCGAGGUUCUACUGAAGAUGGAGGUGCUGGGAAACAGUCUAGAGGAGACCGAGGUCAAACUUAAGAACGUGUUGAAGGCCUGCACCUGUGCUAAAGAGGCUUCACCUCAUGAUGAAGAUGAUGUGACUCACAUGAGCUUCACAGGUCCAGGUGACGACCCCCAGAGGUUCAUGGCUGUGAUCAAGUUCCUAGAAAGCAAGCUGUUCGUCACAGAAGAGAAGCUGAAGGACAUCACCCAGACACUGGAGCAGGAGACCUGCUCAGACCUGCAGAUCUAUUCGCAGCUGACUCAGAGUCGAGCAGCGGCUCAACAUCUGAGUCUGCUGCUCCACAGUCAGACCAGACAGAGCCAGCGCUUCGCUCAGGACACAGAGAGCCGCAGCAGGAUGCUCGUGGGGAGGUUCCAGGUGGCGCUGAAUAUUGUUCAAGCCUGCCGGGAGAAACUUCUGUCCAGCUACAACAGCACUGCUUUUAACGUAGCGGACUUCGAGAGGCAGCUGGCGACUGCUGUCGCCUGCUUGGUGCAGGGGGAGAAAGACGCAGCCAAGCAACAGCAGCAGUCCUUCCAAGCCAUCAGAGGGGACGAGAAAACCCUUCAGGAAGUGACAGAUGAGAAGAACCUCAGUGACUCGGACGUGAAGGCGACAGUUGGUUGGCGGUUGACUAAAGAAAAGGCAAUCGUGGAGGAGAUGUUGGCUGUUCUUGAGACGCAGAUCGGUUUUGGGGUUCAGCCACUAGCAUCUGUGAGUGACAUGACUCAGACAUGCAAGUCUUUAAUCUCGCAGCUAACAGCCUUGAAAAAGCAGAGGCACAGUGAGGUUGAAGUUUCAGAGCGAGCUAUUAGAAGAGCCUGUACUGAGGCUGAGCUGGUUUAUGCUACCUUCAAGCUCCAGCAGCAGUUUGGGACUCAGCAAGAGCCAGGGGAAUCAAACCACAAGGAGACCUCAACUGACAAAGACGGAGGAGCUGCGGUUGAAAAGUCUGGAGAUGAAGAUCCAGACUUGUUGAGGAGAAUUUUGACUGGGCUCAGGGGGCGGGCUAGUUUGCUACAGCGCCUCAGUGAGAAGCUGACAGAAGACAGCAGGUCUGAUAUGAACAUGUGCUCCGAGGACAUGGACGACAGCUGGAUGCUGGAGGAAGUGAAGUGGAUUUACUUGUCAAACAGGUUGUGCAUCGAUUUUGAGACGGAACUGAAGAACUCACAGGAGCAGCAGACAGCAUCACUGACACAUGAACGCGAGUCUCUCAACAGGACAGUUGGGGAGCUGAGUGAGGACAACAGAGCUCUGAGGGAACAACUGAAACAAGCCGAGCAAAAGAUUGCAUCAGGGGAGACGGGCAACCAGAAGCUGCAGGAGGAACUGAGGAAAAUCCAGGAUUACCAGGAGCACCGGACACACAUGCUGGAAGACGAGUUCCAGAAAAAGAUCAAAAUGCUGCAGCAGAUUCACGAAGAUGAGAUGAAACACUUUCACGAUUAUCACAUCAAGUGCUGCGUUUCCAAAGAGAGAACUGACAAGUACUGCAAAGAAGGUGCAAAUGAAAAUAAAUCCUCUUCCUCACCAGAGCGGAGCAAUGUCCAUCUUGAAGAUAUUAAGAGACUUGAGGAGAUGCACAGAAAACUGAUGGCUGACCUGCAGCAGCAGCACCAGCAGCAGGUGGAGGCUCUACAGAAGGAGAAAGAGCAACUUCUGAAGGAGGAGACGUCGGCCACGAUGGCAGCCAUGGUAGCAAUGAAGCGAGCGCACAAGGAGGAACUGGAGAAGAGCCGACGUUCACAGCACAUCAUGGAGAGCAACGACCUCUCACAAGUUCAGAUAGAAUAUGAGAAAGGGAUCGAGCUAUUGCACAAGGAGCUAGAGUUGCUUUCGCUGCAGCACACUCAGAAAUGCCUGGAGAACUCUCAGCUGUGCCAAGAGCUGCAGGACGAGAGGAGGUCCUUGAUGCAGUACCAGAAGGAGAACAAAGAACUCAAGAAGAAGCAGAGGGAGAAAACAGAACAGAUUCCUCGACAAUUCACUGUGAAUGGAAAGCAUGGAGGCUCCCAAGUGAACAGCUUCUAUGAGAUGGAGGUGAUUCUGAGGGCAAAGGAGGCAGAAAUGCAGUUCCUCAGGCAGGAGGCUCGGACUCUGAGGGACGAGUUGAAAAUAGCUCGGAAGGAUAAACUUUAUGCCCAAAACAAGCUCAAAGAGUUCUACUCAAAGUCUUUCAUUGACGCUCUUCGAGAUGGCUGUGAAGACUCUGAGGACAGUGCCACCUGGUCAGAUGGGAGAGAAACUUGCAUCAGCAGCUCUGAAGAAACUUUAACGGACACAAACAACGCCUCUCCGAUGAGGACGACAGACAAAGCUUCUCUAACGCGACUCAUCAGAGGAGGGCGAUCAAAGCAUUUAAACAAUGGCCUCUCCCCUCAAGAACGGAUGAAUUUGUUUGAGACGGAAUUCUGAUCUUUAUUUGUGUAUAUUUGUUAAAAUUAAGGAUCAAAUCUAUCUAUCUAUCUAUCUAUCUAUCUAUCUAUCUAUCUAUCUAUCUAUCUAUCUAUCUAUCUAUCAUGUAACUGGAAGAAGAGCAGCUGAGGAUUCCAUGUAAACUAUUGCUGCAGUUACACUAGAGUGCCGCGAGAGGGAGCCACAUAGUUUUCUAUAUAAAACGUCUUUAACAUAACAAUGCAGCAGUUAUCAUGUCAAACAUUGUGUGGUUGUGAUUUUGUGAAAUUAAUAAAUAAUAAAUUGAAAUAUUAUGUUGUUUACUCACUGUGCGUGUGAUUCAACUGCUUCAUGAGCCUUG
Synchiropus splendidus (mandarinfish) is the source of this 5033-nucleotide messenger RNA. Its product is annotated as trichohyalin-like. Gene Ontology annotation, cellular component: actin cytoskeleton. The record is from RefSeq and is a predicted model, not a curated record. Lineage: Eukaryota; Metazoa; Chordata; Actinopteri; Syngnathiformes; Callionymidae. Gene Ontology annotation, biological process: actin filament organization. The transcript is spliced from 18 exons. Bases 152 to 4693 code for a protein of 1513 amino acids. Gene Ontology annotation, molecular function: actin filament binding.